GCUGUCACAAGUAAAAAACAAAAACAAAAGAUUGCAGCAGAAUCACCAACAAAUUCUUGGUUCAUAAAAAAAUAAUUUUUAUUGCCGAUAAUUCGCAGAAAUCGUUCGGUCCACUUCCCAGUGUUAGUUAUCUCCUACAGCAAAAAUUAAAAUGUAAUGAAACUACAGUGAAAUAGGCGCUGCAGCGGCAACAACGAUCUUCAGCCGCGCUUAUCUUGCUUUCGAAUCGUGUGGUGUAAUCAAUCCGCAGAGGACGAGAGCUGAAGGAAGUGACCGGUGAAAAUGCUAACGACAAAGUACUUUUUCCUCCUGAUCCUAAUCGCCGCCGGGUUGGUCUUCAUCGUGCUGUUCCACUGGUUUGCGGCCAACUAUUCCCCGGACGUUAUGGGCGUGCAAUACGGGUCAAUAGGUAAUUCCGAUCGACUGUCCCAAACUGGUGCUCGGCAUUGGCAGACAAUGAUCAACCAGGAAGAUCCCGCUCUUAAGACAAUAAACUUUGACGAACAGCUAGUCGUCAUCUAUAACCGUGUUCCGAAGACCGGAAGCACCAGUUUUGUAAAUCUUACCUAUGAUCUCUGCCGAAAGAAUGCAUUUCACGUUCUGCAUAUCAACAUAACGGCCAACAUGCAUGUGAUGUCCCUCCCGAAUCAGAUCCGAUUUGUCCGAAAUGUGACAGCGUGGGACGCAAUGAAGCCGGCUUUCUACCAUGGCCAUUUGGCAUACUUGAACUUUGCCAAACUGGGCGUUCCGGCGGCCAGACCGCUCUACAUUAAUCUGAUCCGGAAACCGUUGGAUCGGUUGGUUUCGUAUUACUAUUUCCUGCGCUAUGGCGACGAUUAUAGACCGCACUUGGUUCGACAUCGUGCCGGAGAUACAAUGACCUUCGAUGAGUGCGUUUCGCGUCAGAAACCCGACUGUGACCCCACGAAUAUGUGGCUCCAGAUACCGUUCUUCUGCGGACAUGCGGCAGAAUGUUGGAAACCGGGCAGCACCUGGGCCCUCGAGCAGGCCAAGAGAAAUCUGGUCAACGAGUACUUUCUCGUGGGGGUCACCGAAGAAAUGGACGAAUUCAUAGAGCUGCUGGAAGUGGCACUACCGAGAUUCUUUAAAGGAGCUACGGAUCACUUCCGGAAAUCGAGCAAGUCCCACUUGCGUCGAACCAAAUCGAAGGUUGAACCUCAGUCAGAAACCAUCAGUCAAAUUCAAAAAUCGUCCAUCUGGCAGAUGGAGAACGAGCUGUACGAGUUUGCCCUGGAGCAGUUCCACUUUAUACAGAAGAAACUUCGCACGCCGUCAGGUAAGGGCUCAAUGCAAGAUUUUUUCUACGAAAAGAUCAAACCAAAUCAAAUCGCCGCUGCUGGUCGCAACUAGCUUUGGAGGUGGGUUGUGAUAGGAGGGGACAAAAGACUCCAGUAUCUCAGUGCGAAGAGUGUGAGACGGAAAAAGGGUGGAACCGGAAGGAUAUUGAACUUGAGAGUCUUAGAAAGUAGUGCUGUUGAUUAGUUGGUAAAUUUUCUUGAAGAAAAGGGUGUGAUGUUUUUUAUUCGUUCUGAGAAUUGCUAAACUGUGUGAAUGAUUUAGAAUGUAGGAAAAAAAAAGACCGUUUAGAAUAUAUUUGUACAAUUAGCUGGUACCUUUUAGUUUACCUCAUUUAUAGAUAGUUUUGCUAAGUUCAUUCCACGGCGUUUACAACUUUUAAACCAUUGAUUAAGCAAGAAUUUCUUCACUAAAAAGUCAACACAUACAAUAAUGAAACGAUACAAAAUCAGUAAUAAUAAAACACUUUUAUAUUGUCGAAUA
Molecule: messenger RNA, 1800 nt
Organism: Aedes aegypti (yellow fever mosquito)
Lineage: Eukaryota; Metazoa; Arthropoda; Insecta; Diptera; Culicidae
Gene: Hs2st
Product: heparin sulfate O-sulfotransferase
Exons: 3
Coding region: 283-1371 (362 amino acids)
Cellular component (GO): membrane
Molecular function (GO): heparan sulfate 2-sulfotransferase activity
Source: RefSeq, a predicted model, not a curated record